AUGGACGAGAGUAAUCGUGGACGGAGGCAGAAUGAAUCGCCAUAUACCGGAUCAGAUCCGAGAUUCAAUGCUGGACAGGCACAAGGGCAGGCACAAGGACAGGCACAGCAAAGCAGAGCCUUUGCGACUUCAUCCGCAGAGAGAUAUCGAGCAGCAACUUUGACGGCGUCUCCAUCUGCAGGCAGAGGAGCUGCGGGGGGAGCUGCGACGUACCCGGCGGGGUUUUACCAAGAGCCACAAGCUGCCUUUUCUGCGGCACUACCAGCAAAUUCUCUGCAGUACCAAUCCGCCUAUCCACAAGACCAGAGGCAGCAGCAGAAUUUCUCCAAUUACAACCAAGAUCUCAUGUACAAUGUUGCACAACAGACGCCGCAGUCCAACGUCUAUGACUCGGCUCAACAAUUUCAGUCUCGGCAACCUGCAGCGAUGCAGCUAUUGUCAGACGUUGCAGCACCCUAUUUUCCAAACGAACCAACCAGUGUGUCUGGUCCGCCAGGUAUGCCCCUGCAUGCGUCCUCAGGCUCCUCAGCUGUGUAUCAACAACAUCAACAGAGCCCGGAAAACCGCGCUCCUUUGCUCCAACAAGGUUAUACGGGUGCAAUGGAAAUGGGAGGGAUCCCUCAAGCUGCGGAAGCUAUGGACGAAGAUGAGUUUCAAGUGCAAGGGCCAGGGAUGGAAGCAGCAUAUACAGCAUACCAGACAGCUUUGAAAGAGAUUUUCCAGAACAUCAUACAAGGUCGUCUAGCAGUAGCGGCGCAGUCUUUACUCGAGAUAUCGGAAUGGCUUCUAGGACAUGUAGGGGACUUAGGCCUUACUGUAGACGAAAUUGCGCUCCACACAGAUCGAAUACGUCUCUGGGGAGAAUUUAAUACCGCAUGGCUUGCUAUUUUCCAGAAGCAAAAGGAUCUGCUGGAGGCUGGACAACGAGCUCGACAACCAAAUUUGAUGACUCAAGAGGUUAUCAAUAAGAUGGCCAAGGACCUUAUACGAAUGUGUGAUUCGGUUGAGAAGCACGGUCUUGUUGACUAUCAAUACGGAGUUGCAGAGGAGAGAAUUAUGAUGAGUGAGUAUUAA
Molecule: messenger RNA, 1074 nt
Organism: Lachnellula hyalina
Lineage: Eukaryota; Fungi; Ascomycota; Leotiomycetes; Helotiales; Lachnaceae
Exons: 2
Coding region: 1-1074 (357 amino acids)
Source: RefSeq, a predicted model, not a curated record